UCCCCAUCCCCAUGAAUGACUGUGGGGGGGAGGGGAUUUCCCAACCCCCUGUAUCUUGGAGGCAUUGGGGGUGGCCUGGGUGGAAGACCCUGGCUUACCCCACUGUUAGGAGUGAAGGGAUCCCAGCGUGGUGCUGUUGAUAGGGGCUCCUGGGUGGAGGAGAAAUACUGGCAGCCAGCCCCAGUGUAGCCCCUGACAGUGACACCUCUGGGGGACCCCUCUGGUACUCGGGUGACCAUCACGGCGCCAAGGUCGCUGAUCGCGUACAGAAAAAAUACUCUUUUCUGACAGCAUCUAAGACUCACCAGCGUUGAUCCAAGGCACAGCAGUCUAUGAAUAGGCUUGCAACAGGCAAGUGGUGCCUUGGAGGUCUUCCAGGGCAUAAUGGAUUUGGCAUAUGUCUGUGAGUGGGAGAAAAGGCCUAAAAGCAACCACUGUCCUUCCAUCCCACUGGUAUGUGCUUGGUCCUGCAGGAACCUGAUUGCUUUCACAACAGACCUCAAAAAUGAGGAGGAAAAAGAUCUUACCCACAUGAUCCAUAUCCUGGACACUGAGCAUCCAUGGGAUGUUUAUUCCAUUAACUCUGGGCACAUUGAAAUCAUCACCUGUUUGGAAUGGGAUCAGUCAGGUUCCAGGCUCCUGUCAGCAGAUGCAGAUGGACACAUCAAGUGCUGGAGCAUGACAGAUCACCUGGCUAACAGCUGGGAGAACACUGUGGGCAGCAUGGUGGAGGGAGAUCCAAUUGUGGCUCUUUCCUGGUUGCACAAUGGGGUGAAGCUAGCACUGCACGUGGAAAAGUCCGGAGCAUCGAAUUUUGGCGAGAAGUUUUCCCGGGUCAAGUUCUCUCCCUCCCUGACUCUGUUUGGUGGGAAGCCUAUGGAAGGCUGGAUCGCUGUGACCAUUAGCGGCCUGGUGACAGUCUCUCUCCUCAAGCCCAACGGGCAAGUGCUAACAUCCACGGAGAGCCUGUGCCGUCUGCGGUGCCGUGUCGCCCUGGCGGACAUUGCCUUCACGGGUGGGGGAAACAUCGUGGUAGCCACCUCAGAUGGCAGCAGCACCUCUCCCGUCCAGUUCUACAAGGUCUGCGUCAGCGUAGUGAAUGAGAAAUGCAAAAUUGACACAGAGAUUCUGCCCUCCCUUUUCAUGCGGUGCACCACAGACCCAGCCCGCAAGGACAAGUAUCCGGCAAUCACUCACUUGAAAUUCCUCGCCAGGGACAUGUCAGAGCAGGUGCUGCUCUGUGCCUCCAACCAGAACAGCAGCAUCGUGGAGUGCUGGUCUCUCCGGAAAGAGGGCUUGCCAGUCAAUAACAUCUUCCAGCAGAUCUCUCCCGUGGUUGGAGACAAGCAGCCGAUGAUACUGAAAUGGCGGAUUCUCUCCGCCACCAAUGAUUUGGAUCGCGUUUCAGCUGUGGCUUUGCCGAAACUGCCAAUCUCCCUAACCAAUACUGAUCUGAAAGUGGCCAAUGACACCAAAUUCUUCCCUGGACUGGGUCUUGCUUUGGCCUUCCAUGAUGGUAGCGUCCACAUAGUUCAUCGCCUGUCCUUGCAGACCAUGGCAGUGUUCUAUGGUUCUUCCUCUCAGCGCCCAGUGGAUGAGCAGGCGAUCAAAAGGCAGCGGGCCGCCGGUCCUUUGGUUCAUUUCAAAGCCAUGCAGCUCUCCUGGACUUCACUGGCCUUGGUUGGGAUUGAUAACCAUGGCAAGCUGAGCAUGCUCCGGAUCUCUCCCUCCAUGGGCCAUGUGCUGGACAUGAACAUGUCUCUCCGCCACUUGCUGUUCCUGCUGGAAUACUGCAUGGUGACGGGAUACGACUGGUGGGAUAUCCUGCUCCAUGUUCAGCCCAACAUGGUGCAGAACCUGGUGGAGAAGCUGCAUGAGGAGUACAUGCGCCAGAAUGCAGCCCUGCAGCAGGUUCUCUCCACACGCAUUGUUGCCAUGAAGGCCUCUCUCUGCAAGCUUUCCUCCAAUACUGUUGCACGCGUGUGUGACUAUCAUGCCAAGCUAUUUCUGAUCGCCAUCAGCUGCACCUUGAAAUCGCUGCUCCGCCCGCACUUCCUGAACACUCCAGACAAGAGUCCUGGUGACCGGCUCACCGAGAUCUGCUCCAAGAUUACGGACAUAGACAUUGACAAAGUGAUGAUUAACCUGAAGACGGAGGAGUUUGUCCUGGAGAUGACUACCCUGCAGUCCCUGCAGCAGCUCAUCCAGUGGGUGGGAGACUUUGUGCUCUAUCUGCUUGCCAGCCUCCCUAAUCAGGGAUCCCCUGUGCGGCCAGGGCACAGCUUCCUGCGGGACGGGGCAUCACUGGGGAUGCUUAGAGAGCUCAUGGUGGUGAUCCGGAUCUGGGGCCUGUUGAAGCCAAGCUGCCUCCCUGUUUACACGGCAACCUCAGAUACCCAGGACAGCAUGUCCCUACUCUUCAGGCUGUUGACUAAACUCUGGCUGUGCUGUCGUGACGAAACUCACCCGAGCGAGCCAGACGAUACCCUGAUUGAUGAGUGUUGUCUUCUCCCCAGCCAGUUGCUUAUUCCCAAUGUAGACUGGUUACCCAUCAAUAAUGGCAUUAUCAGUAAGCUGCAGAACAAGCAGCUCAUCAGGCUGCAGUUUGGGAAGGCCCCUGGACUCAUUGGUCACACUGUUUCAUCGCAGUUUGAUGUCUUUGUCAGGGCACCUGGGCAGCCAAAAAUUGACCACUUGAGACGGCUUCACUUAGGGGCAUAUCCAACAGAGGAGUGCAAGUCAUGUACCCGGAAAGAUCCCCGGGCUGUGUUUGCAUGCUUGGAAGCUGGAGAUUCUGUGUACCAGGUUUGGAGUGGAUGAAAGGGGAUGAAUACAGAACCGCACAAUGCCAUUUUUAGAAUCACUUUUCGGAAUGGGUCUGCAUUUGGAGUCCUUCUGAGCUGCACCUUGUGACAGUUUCCCCCCAGGGUGCCACUUGGAACUGGGGUACCACUGAGCCUGCUGGACCCAUCAGCCUGGGUUCCCUUAACACUGUACCUCUGUGCAGCCUGCCAAGCCUUCCCUCAAGCUUCAGACUGCACUUUACCAGCACACACCCAGCGGCAGCUUCACAUGGAUGCUGCGGUCAGCUCUGCGUGGGAAGGCUCAGCUAAGGAACUGCCCAGUACUCAAGUGCACACCGCCCUCUAGAGGGUAAACCCAAAAUUAUACCAUCUUGUGCUGCACAGAAAUCUGUACAGCAUAAGAUCAUGAAAUUCACCCUCUCCCUCAGUGUGGAGAGGAAUAUACAUGUCUUUCUACCCCACAGUUAUGAUUUCCACACACUGGUUUAGACAAAACAAAAAUAAAUGUGUUAGUCUCUAAGGUGCCCCAAGGACUCCUUCUUGUUUUUGCUGAUAUAGACUAACAUGGCCCCCCCCUCUGAAACCAAAAAGAAGUUUAACUACAAAAGAUAAUUUUAAGGGAUAGCAAACCGAUGAAAGCAGAUUAACUAGCAAAUAAAAUAAACCUGCAAUCUAAGCUUAAUAUACUAAAGAAAUUGGAUGUGUGUAGUAAAUUCUCACCCUAAAUGUUGUUUUAGGCAGAUUGCAGAGAUUCUUGAAGGCAAGCUGCACUUACUUGCAGCUUAAAACUCCAGUUAUUCCUUUCACAGGCUAGACGGCCUUCUAGCCUGGGUUCAGCCCUUCUCCCCUAGUUCAGUCUUUUGGCUGCUUAGGUGUUUCCAGCAGUCCUCUUUCUUGGGCUGGGAGUCAGUGAAGAACAAACCACGAUGAUGUCCCUCCCCUCCCUUAAAAUAGUUCUAGCAUAUAGUGGAAACCCUUUGUCUCCCAGUUUGAUUCCCACACCUGGUCAGUGGGAAAAACACUAGGGUUAUCAUGGAGUCCAGUACCAGGUGACUAUAGGGCCACUGCAGCCAUGACUCGGAGGCUGUUUGCAGGGUUCCCAGGAAGGCUUCCUGGUGGGAGAUUAGCAUCUUCUAAGACAUAUUGUUCUCCCUAAUGGCCUUUCCCAGCCAGUCAUUGAGGGCUUGUCUACACUACCAAGUUGUGUUGACAAAACCUAUGUAGACACCCAAAAGUCGACAAAACAAAAAUCGCCGAAGGGUGUUCACACUCGCUCCCUCUGUUGACAGAUCAUGUCCACAUUGGGGGCACCAUCAUCGACAGGGUGAGCAAUGCACCAUGGGUACGUAUCCCACAGUGCAGUGUUGUGGGAAGAAAGAGCUGAUCGCUGCGCAUCUUGGGAUUCUCUCCAAGUUCUCCCACAGCCCCCUCAGCUGCCGAGAGCAGCAUCCUGAGUAGCUCUGUGAGCUCUCCAUGUCGAGAAAUGGCAAAGCAGCCCAGCAGUCUGUCCCCUUGCCCCUGCAGCAGCAGGUUGCCUGCUGCUGCCUGCCUAGUGCAGGGCAGACCAGGAGCAUGCCAAUGAUUUGCUCUUUCUUUGUUCCCGAGACAGCACAGCACACAGAUACUUCCCGGAGCUUUGAAAGAGGAGGGACGCAUGCCUGCAGGGCAGUGGAAAUCAAAACACGGAGCAGAGCAAUCGGGGCAGGCAUUGUGGGAUACUGGUGGAAGCCAGUUCUGUGGACAAAACAAUCAGCAGUGUCUACACUGGCUCUUUCCCCUCAAUAAAGGGAGGGGAAAAGACAAAACUCUCAUGGGGUGAAGUUUUUUGUCACCAAAACGGGGCGUUUUUCAUGAUUAAAAGUCCCGUUGUAGUGUGUAUGCUCUUGCUGUUUUGUCACCAAAAGGCAGUUUUUGGUGACAAAACUUGGUAGUGUAGACAAGGCCCUAGACUGAUUGCAUUCUGCCUAGUGCGUGUUCCUCAGGUAUAAACAACCUUGUAAUAGAUGCAUAGGCAAUAUUCCUAGCUUCAGAUACGAAAAUGAUCCAUGCAUACAAAUAGGAGAAUCGUAUUCAGUAAAUCAUAACCUUCCCAAUGAUAUGUCACAUGACUUAUCUUGUCUAAAAUACAUCAUAAUUAUGCCGUAAUCAUAU
This is a messenger RNA of Caretta caretta (loggerhead turtle), 4955 nucleotides long. Lineage: Eukaryota; Metazoa; Chordata; Testudines; Cheloniidae. The record is from RefSeq and is a predicted model, not a curated record.